Molecule: messenger RNA, 438 nt
Organism: Daucus carota subsp. sativus
Lineage: Eukaryota; Viridiplantae; Streptophyta; Magnoliopsida; Apiales; Apiaceae
Product: dehydration-responsive element-binding protein 2D
Exons: 1
Coding region: 1-438 (145 amino acids)
Biological process (GO): positive regulation of DNA-templated transcription; response to stress
Cellular component (GO): nucleus
Molecular function (GO): transcription cis-regulatory region binding; DNA-binding transcription factor activity
Source: RefSeq, a predicted model, not a curated record
AUGGACAAGGCAGAAACAGAUAGCAGCACUAGGAGCAAUAAGAAGCAGAAAACGUCGUCGUAUUCGAGAAGAGGGUGCAUGAAAGGCAAAGGAGGGGAGGAGAAUGGGCUAUGUAACUACAGAGGCGUGAGGCAAAGAAAGUGGGGGAAAUGGGUAGCUGAAAUAAGGCACCCUGGCUCCAGAGUCUGGCUCGGAACCUUCAAUACUUCUGUGGAAGCUGCGCUUGCUUAUGAUGAUGCUGCCUUGAAAAUGUACGGUCCCUCAGCUACUCUCAAUUUGCCUGUCACUACUAGUAGUACCAAUACUACUGGUGCAGCAGCUGGGCCUGAUAUUAUUGAGCCAAGUUGUGGAAAUGAUUUAUCAGGUGAAAUAUCUGUUUUGCUGGAGGACUUUCAGGAUUUAGCACCUCCCACUUUGCUUAAUUGGUGGAAGGAUUAG